AUGACGGUUCUCAGUCAUCUAAAACGAGUCCAUCGACAUAAUGUCGCAACCCUGCGCGGCUCACCCGCCGCAGAGGUCUCUGGCGCUCUUGGUGAUCUAGGAACCCUUCUUCCUCUAAUGAUUGCCCUUGCCGUCCAGAACUCCAUCUAUCUCGAUAGCACGCUGGUGUUUUCGGGCAUCUUUAACGUUGUGACCGGCGCCGUCUUCGGCAUCCCGCUUCCAGCCAUCGCCGCGGCAGCCAUAUCACGGUCCGAAUAUGGUGGCAUCAGAACCGUCAUGGCCGCAGGCCAGUGGGUCAGUAUGGCCGUCCUAGUCAUGAGUCUCACAGGCUUGCUGCGCUGGGUCACGCGAAAUGUCCCCGUCCCUGUCGUCAAGGGCAUCCAGCUCGGCGCCGGUCUCUCCCUCGUCAUGGCCGCCGGCUCCGGCCUGCUCAGGGACCUUCACUGGACUCAUCCCGUCCUCGACAACAAGCUGUGGGCCUUGGCCGCCUUCCUCGUGCUCAUCUUCACCCAGGGGCUGCCGCGAUUCCCCUAUGCGCUGCACAUCUUUGUCCUGUCGCUCGUCUUCGCGUUCAUCUCCAUCAUCACUUCGCACGACGACCCGCACACCUACCUCCCGGUUCCCAGUCUCUGGCACCCUCACUUGGUGCACUGGAACCUCGACUGGUUCAAGUACAAGCCGUUGUCCAUGGCCAUCGGCCAGCUCCCGCUCACCACCUUGAACUCGGUCAUCGCAGUGAGCGCUCUCGCGGCGGACCUGCUGCCGGACAUACCCACGCCGUCAGUCACCGCCAUGGGCAUCAGCGUCGGCGUUAUGAAUCUGGUCGGCACCUGGUGGGGCGCCAUGCCCGUGUGCCACGGCGCGGGCGGGCUGGCCGCCCAGUACCGCUUUGGGGCGCGCAGCGGCGCGAGUGUCAUCAUUCUGGGCCUCUUCAAGAUCGUCCUGGGCCUCCUCUUUGGAAAUUCCCUCAUUGGCCUGCUUACGCACUACCCAAAGAGCCUGCUGGGCGUCAUGGUGAUCGCCGCCGGCCUCGAGCUCGCCAAGGCCGGGCACAGUCUGAACCACGGGGCUUCUGACCUGUGGGAGAGCGCCGCCGGCAACGAGGGCGGCGGGGGGAUCGUUCGGAAGCAUCGCUCGCUUUCUGAUGACCAGAGGGCUGAGAGGUGGACCGUCAUGCUGAUGACUACGGCCGGGCUCCUUGCGUUUAGGAAUGAUGCUAUUGGCUUCAUUGCGGGUAUGUUCUGUUUUUGGGCGUACCGGGUCUCGGAGAGGACGCAGAAGUGGUGGGAAUCUAGACGUGGCCGGUCUCUAUUUGGUGAGCGAGCGCCGCUUCUGAGUUAG
This is a messenger RNA of Colletotrichum orchidophilum, 1341 nucleotides long. RefSeq names its product sulfate transporter. NCBI's taxonomy places the organism in Eukaryota, Fungi, Ascomycota, Sordariomycetes, Glomerellales, Glomerellaceae. Gene Ontology annotation, biological process: molybdate ion transport. The transcript has 2 exons. The coding region runs from base 1 to 1341 and encodes 446 amino acids. The record is from RefSeq and is a predicted model, not a curated record. Gene Ontology annotation, molecular function: molybdate ion transmembrane transporter activity.